GCUUAAUUAAAGCUGUCAGCAGUCCCUCUAGAGAACAGAAUAUUCCACCUUCGGUCGCAAUUACUCGGGUCACUCCGCCAAAAUCUACCCCUCCUCCCUCCCUCUUUCUCGGAGCUGAUCGGAACCUCCAUCUCCGGUCGUCGGAGGUAAGCUCUCAGGCAACUCAACCUUCUCUCGCAUAUUCCGCCGCCGCGUCGAGCAUACCCAAAUCUAGUCUUCGGGCACAUUCUUUUGCCCAUUCUGCUCCUCUAGCUUUCUCGAUGCUCUAGGCGGUACCCUCGGCGAUCUCUGAUAUCGUCGGGAAAAGAUUAGGUCGAAUUACCAGUGUUUGAUCGCUUUUGGAAUCCCGAGUAGCUACCUUUCCGGUUUUGGAUGGUCAGUAGCUCGGACAUAACAUCCGGCUGAUGUCCGUGACUCAGUAUGAAUCUAUGCAGCUCCAUCUGAUGAAUAUAUAAUAUGUGUUCUGCUGCUCUCCUCGGAGCAAGCCGUAAUUUUAUUACCGAGUUUGGUGGAAUAUCGGCUUCUGUUCGUUAUUCGUGGAGGAGAAGAGAGGCUUUCGGAUUUUUCGAGUUUUGAUUGUUUGAAGGAUGAAUAAUAGUUGGGGCUUGGGAGGUGGGUUUAUGUCGGGUCCUAACGGGGGAUCGCUGGACCUGGAACCGCCGAUGCAUAGACACCAUCACACCCAACUGGCCCAUCCUUCCUCGAGCAAUCAACAUCAGAUCAAUCUGAUGACGGUGGCCCUCGAGAAUGAUCAUCAGUUCAUAAGGUUUCACAAAGGAAAGGCCCCUGCUGCUGCCUUGGAUAAUAGUAAUGCUAGUGAUGAGGAGGGCCCUAAUCUUGAAGAUGGGAAUGGUGACAAUCCGCAUGGGGGGAAGGGCAAGAAGGGCAAUGCCCCCUGGCAACGUAUGAAAUGGACCGAUGAUGUGGUCAGGCUUCUCAUUGCUGUUGUCGCCUGCGUGGGUGAUGAUGGUGCUUUGGACGGGGUCGAGGGGCUUAAGAGGAAACCGGGGAUGAUCUUUCAGAAGAAGGGGAAGUGGAAAACCGUUUCCAAGAUUAUGAUCAAGAAAGGUUGUCAUGUUUCACCUCAGCAGUGUGAGGACAAGUUUAAUGACUUGAAUAAGAGGUACAAGAGGCUGAACGAUAUUCUUGGGAGAGGGACCACCUGUAGGGUUGUGGAGAACCCCGCCCUGCUGGACUCGAUGCCGCAGCUUUCAGCAAAGGCAAAGGAUGAUGUGAGGAAGAUCCUGAGCUCGAAGCACUUGUUCUACAAAGAGAUGUGUGCUUAUCACAACGGGCAGAGGAUUCCCAACUGCCAAGAUCUCGACUUGCAGGGCUAUUCUUUACAUCUUGAGAAGGAGAGUAACGGUUCUGGAGAUGAAGGUGAAGGUAAUGAUGAUGAUGACUCAGACGAUGAUGAUGAUUCAGAGAAUGAGGAUGAAGAUAAUGCCGAUGGAAACAUGGAUAGAAUGGAGAGUUACGGUGAGGGUGGCUCUGGUGGGAGAGACAGUUUCGAGUUUCAGAUGGCGGGGAUGUUCCGGGACCCAUCUAAGUCGGCAGCAGAGCAGAAGGAGUGGAUCAAGUGGCAGAAGCUACAACUCCAAGAGAAGAAAGUACAGAUUCAGGCCCAGUCCUUUGAGCUCGAGAGGCAGCGGUUCAAGUGGCAGAGGUACUGCAGCAAGAAACAGAGGGAGCUUGAGAGGAUGAGGCUCGAGAACGAGAGGAUGAAUCUCGAGAGCGAGUGGCGGGAGUUGCAGCUGAAGCAGAAGGAACUAGAGAUGGGUCCCAAGAGGUCAAACCUUAUCCCUCGUCGCAUCUAGAAGUAUUUCUUGGGCAAGAAUUUGCAUUGUCGUGAAUUGUGUACACAUGUAACAUUCGAUUGUGUAUGUUAACUUCUAUUACUUUCGGGCAGUCGUGAGCUUUCUAGCUGUAAUCAUGAUAGAAAAUGCAGUAAGUGAUCGUUUCGAGAUCGCGGUAAUUAUUGUUU
Molecule: messenger RNA, 1984 nt
Organism: Punica granatum (pomegranate)
Lineage: Eukaryota; Viridiplantae; Streptophyta; Magnoliopsida; Myrtales; Lythraceae
Source: RefSeq, a predicted model, not a curated record